Pararge aegeria (speckled wood butterfly) is the source of this 1298-nucleotide messenger RNA. It is a transcript of the gene eIF3i, whose product is annotated as eukaryotic translation initiation factor 3 subunit I. Gene Ontology annotation, biological process: cytoplasmic translational initiation. Gene Ontology annotation, molecular function: translation initiation factor activity; RNA binding; protein binding. The transcript has 5 exons. The coding region runs from base 134 to 1123 and encodes 329 amino acids. The record is from RefSeq and is a predicted model, not a curated record. Gene Ontology annotation, cellular component: cytoplasm; eukaryotic translation initiation factor 3 complex, eIF3m. Lineage: Eukaryota; Metazoa; Arthropoda; Insecta; Lepidoptera; Nymphalidae.
GUCAGUGUCUAUAGACUAUACUCUAUGUCAAAAUUACAAGUUCUUUCUAUCAAAAAUAGUACCGCCACAUGUCACUAUUCAGCAUUUUGUGAAUUUUUCGUAUUUAUUUCGUAAAUUUAAUAAAGCUUUGAAGAUGAAACCUCUGAUGCUGCAAGGGCACGAGCGUGCUAUAACCCAAAUCAAGUAUAAUCGCGAAGGAGACUUGCUCUUCUCCGUAGCCAAGGACUCUAAGCCCAAUGUUUGGUGGUCAUUAAAUGGAGAACGUCUGGGUACAUUCAAUGGGCAUGGUGGUGUCGUUUGGUGUCUUGAUGUUGACUGGGAAUCUAUACAUCUUAUCACCGGCGGUGGUGAUAGUUCUUGCAGGUUAUGGGAUUUAGAAACCGGUAAAAAUAUAGCAACAAUCAAAACAAACUCUUCUGUAAGGACAUGCAACUUCAGUUUUAGUGCCUAUCAAGGUGCAUACACAACUGAUAAGGCUAUGGGACAUCCUUGUGAGGUCUUCAUAAUAGAUACAAGGACAAUUGAUGACUCCCUAUCAACCCAAGCCCCAAUCUUAAAGUGGGAAAUUACAGAUUCAAAAGUUACAUCAAUGUUGUGGGGCACUUUGGAUGAGACUAUCAUUACUGGUCAUGAAGCUGGAGAUUUGAUUCAAUGGGAUUUAAGGACUGGCAAAAAAUUACAUUCAAUCAAGGAGCAUACACAUCAGAUCAAUGAUAUGCAGCUAUCUCGUGAUGGCACAAUGUUUAUUACUGCCUCGAAGGAUCAAACUGCCAAACUAUUUGACACUAGCUCACUCGAACUUCUCAAGGAAUACAAAACUGAACGACCAGUUAAUUCAGCAGCCCUGAGUCCAAUUUUGGACCAUGUUGUACUUGGUGGUGGACAGGAUGCAAUGGAAGUAACAACAACAUCAACUAGACAAGGAAAGUUCGAUGCCCGUUUCUUCCAUCUUGUCUUUGAAGAAGAGUUUGGUCGUGUCAAAGGUCACUUUGGACCAAUAAAUAGUUUGUCAUUCCACCCUGAUGGAAAGAGUUUUGCGUCUGGUGGUGAAGAUGGUUAUGUGCGUGUGCAGAGUUUUGAUCAAUCCUACUUCGAUUACACUUUCGAUUACAAUAGAGACUAGAAUUACAUCACAUUUUGUAAUAAAUAUUAUACAGUAUUGAUUGGAUUAACGCAAUUUAUAACUAAGUGAAUCUGAAAAGUUAAUAAAAGCCUACUUGAACUAUUAAAAGUGAAAAUAAUCUUCAAAUUAUAGAAACCUCAUUGUAAUUUACACAUAAUAAACAAUUAUCAUAAAA